Anthonomus grandis grandis is the source of this 594-nucleotide messenger RNA. RefSeq lists its product as uncharacterized. NCBI's taxonomy places the organism in Eukaryota, Metazoa, Arthropoda, Insecta, Coleoptera, Curculionidae. The record is from RefSeq and is a predicted model, not a curated record. The coding region runs from base 275 to 586 and encodes 103 amino acids. The transcript has 2 exons.
AAAAGGGGGUGAUUGAAUUGAAUGAGAGCGGGUAUGGCCGUAAUAUAAUGUGAUCAAAAACAUAAGUAAUGCCAUAUGCACCCUCUUGCGAUAAAAACAUUUAAAUUGCGUUCUGAAAAUAGCGACAAAACUUAACAUCUGUUUGCAUAACAACCGGGAGCGAAUAUUAUCGACCUUGAUUAGUCAUAGCAGUGAAUACUGAAUAUACCCUACGAAGUAUAUACGGUCAAUCAGUUGCGUGUGAUGCUUUGCAUCGUCAGUUAUUCAUUUUAAUAUGGCGUCAUCUAAAGGAAACCUGGAAGAAAAAGAUCUGAGAAUCAAGGCGUGGCUUGAAGAUAAAAAGAAACUUUCGCUACUGCUGGAAGAAGCGAAAAACCGCCCCACCAAGACCCUUCUUAUAAAUUUAUAUCUGAAAAGUAAGGAAUCGGCCAACGUGGAAGAACUGGAAGCAGAAACCGAGAAUGUCAUGUCAGUAACCUUUCCUCGCACCGGUUCCUUGGAACAACGGAUCAAAGAUAUCCAGAAACAGUGUCUGAACCAACUGGGUGACUUGUUAACUCCCGAAUUAGUUAAUAAAUUAAAUUAGAACCAUUA